AUGGCGGAUCUGGAGGCUGUGCUGGCCGAUGUCAGCUACUUGAUGGCGAUGGAGAAGAGCAAGUCGACUCCCGCCGCCAGGGCCAGCAAGAAGAUUAUCCUGCCGGAGCCCAGCAUCCGCAGCGUGAUGCAAAAAUAUCUGGAGGAGCGCGACGAGCUGGCCUUCGACAAGAUCUUCAACCAGAAGAUCGGCUUCCUGCUGUUUAAGGACUUUUGCCUGAACGAGAUCGACGAGGCGGUCCCGCAGCUCAAGUUCUACGAAGAAAUCAAAGACUACGAGAAGCUGGACUCUGAGGAGGAAAGACUCGGUCGCAGCCGGCAGAUCUACGACGGCUACAUCAUGAAGGAACUGCUGUCGUGUUCGCACCCUUUCUCCAAAAAAGCUGUGGACCACGUCCAGAGUCAUCUGGCCAAGAAGAUGGUGCCUCCUAGCCUCUUCCAGCCCUACAUCGUGGAGAUCUGCGACAGUCUGCGAGGGAAGAUCUUCCUGAAAUUCAUCGAAAGCGACAAGUUCACCCGUUUUUGCCAGUGGAAGAACGUGGAGCUCAACAUACAUCUGACCAUGAACGACUUCAGCGUUCACCGCAUCAUCGGACGCGGCGGCUUCGGCGAAGUUUACGGAUGCAGGAAAGCCGACACGGGAAAGAUGUACGCCAUGAAGUGUUUGGACAAGAAGCGCAUCAAAAUGAAGCAGGGUGAGACCUUGGCGCUGAACGAGAGGAUCAUGUUGUCGCUCGUCAGCACAGGGGACUGCCCGUUCAUCGUAUGCAUGACGUACGCCUUCCACACGCCUGACAAGCUCUGCUUCAUCCUCGACCUCAUGAACGGCGGCGACCUUCACUACCACUUGUCCCAACACGGAGUGUUCAGCGAGAAGGAAAUGCGUUUCUACGCCGCCGAGAUCGUGCUGGGCCUGGAGCACAUGCACAACCGCUUCGUGGUCUACCGUGACCUCAAGCCCGCCAACAUCCUGCUGGAUGAGCACGGGCACGUUCGCAUCUCUGACCUGGGACUGGCCUGCGACUUCUCCAAGAAGAAACCUCACGCCAGCGUGGGGACCCACGGCUACAUGGCCCCCGAGGUUCUGCAGAAGGGAACGGCCUACGACAGCAGCGCCGACUGGUUUUCGCUGGGCUGCAUGCUCUUUAAGCUGCUGCGAGGGCACAGCCCGUUCAGGCAGCACAAGACCAAAGACAAACACGAGAUCGACAGGAUGACGCUCACCAUGAACGUGGAGCUGCCCGACUCGUUCACCAGCGAACUGAAAGAACUUCUGGAAGGUCUCCUGCAGCGCGAUGUGGCCAAGCGGCUGGGUUGCCAGGGACGGGGAGCGUGCGAAGUCAAGGAGCACCCGUUCUUCAAGGGCAUGGACUGGCAGCAGGUCUACUUGCAGAAGUACUCGCCGCCGUUAAUCCCGCCCAGAGGGGAAGUAAACGCUGCCGACGCCUUUGACAUCGGUUCCUUUGACGAGGAGGACACCAAGGGCAUCAAGCUUCUGGACAGCGACCAGGAGCUGUACAAGAACUUCCCGCUGGUGAUUUCUGAGCGUUGGCAGCAGGAAGUGGCCGAGACGGUCUACGACGCCGUCAACUCGGACACGGACAAGAACGAGGCCCGUAAGAGGGCCAAGAACAAGCAGCUGGGACACGAGGAAGACUACGCCCUGGGCAAAGACUGCAUCAUGCACGGCUACAUGCUGAAGUUGGGAAAUCCCUUCCUGACGCAGUGGCAGAGGCGCUACUUCUACCUCUUCCCCAACCGAGUGGAGUGGAGGGGCGAGGGGGAAUCACGGCAAAACCUUCUGACCAUGGAGCAGAUCGUUUCUGUGGAGGAGACGCAAAUUAAAGACAAAAAGUGCAUCCUGCUGCGCAUCAAAGGAGGGAAACAGUUUGUGCUGCAGUGCGAGAGCGACCCCGAGUUGGUUCAGUGGAAAAAGGAGCUGACGGACGCCUUCAGCGAGGCGCAGAAGUUGUUGCGGCGCGCUCCCAAAGUCAUCGGCAAGAGUCGCACCGGCGGCGUGGUGGAGCUCUCCAAACCCCCCCUCACGCACCGCAACAGCAACGGCCUGUGA
Nerophis lumbriciformis (worm pipefish) is the source of this 2070-nucleotide messenger RNA. Lineage: Eukaryota; Metazoa; Chordata; Actinopteri; Syngnathiformes; Syngnathidae. The record is from RefSeq and is a predicted model, not a curated record.